AUGGCAUCUCCUGUCCAGACAAAAGAAGAUGACAUCUCAUCCCUGAUCCUAGCGUCUCUGUCGCUGACCAGGUACGCUUGUUCCUCGUUGACGCAGCUGAGUGGUGGGAGCAUCAAUUUUCUGUUCCGCGGCACUCUCCUCGAUGCCCUCGCGUCGGUUGAAGAUGCCGGCGGCCAUGCGUUGACAGAAACAAGCGAGACGGUUAUCCUCAAGUAUUCCACGGCGUUUCUGUCGGUGAAUCCCGAUUUCCCCAUUGACAUCUCGCGCUCUUUCUCUGAAGAGGCUAUGCUGCGCGCCUUGGAGAGUUUCCACCCCCAAGCCAGCAGCCGAAGUCUGGCAGGCACAGAUAUGCAAGUCAAAACGCCGCACUUGUAUCUCUUUACUGGUGGAAACAGCAUUAUUCAAGUCCACCAAGACCUGUCACCGUCGAGAGACUUCAAGUCGAUUCUCCUCACGGCGGCUGGCCAGGACACGGAUCAGUCCUUUCACGUUUUCGCGCGGAAUACUGGCGCCGCGUUAGGAUCCUGGCUCAAGGCCUUCCACGAAUGGGUCGACGAGCCUACACGGCGUGCCCUCUGCAAUGCCAUUGAGCGGAAUUCCGGUCCCAUGAGGAAACUCAAGUAUGACACGAGCUACGACACGUUCAUCCCGGUUCUCGAGAAAUUCCCAGAAAUCCUGGACCAUGGCACGAGGGAAGACCUACAACGCGUCAAGGAUAUAGCGACAAGAGAGUUCGAGAAACCACUGGCUGGUAGCGAACAUCUGGAAGCAAGUUGGGGACUGGUGCAUGGUGAUUUCUGGACCGGGAAUGUCUUGGUGCCCGAACAUGCAUCCUCCCCGCUGCAGGAUGAGAUUUUUGUCAUCGACUGGGAGCUGGCUCAGCCAGGCCAUCGAGCGUACGAUCUUGGCCAGAUGGUUGGCGACUUAUACGAGCGGAAGCACUUCAAGGGCGUUGAGAGCGCCUUUGAAGCCCUGCAAGGCUUUGCCAGUGGAUAUGGUGGCAUGACCGACGAGCUGGCCUUUCGAACAGCCAUCCAUGCCGGCGUCCAUCUGAUCCACUGGUAUAACCGUCGGGCGCCAACAGCGCCACUGGACGCCCCGCCGGACAAGGUCCUGGAAGCUAUGACGACGGCCAGGGACUGGAUUCUCAGGGGCUACGAGAGAGAUAGGAUCUGGUUUCAGACUAGUGCACUCAGUUGUCUUUGGGAACAUUUGUGA
Messenger RNA from Lasiosphaeria miniovina, 1218 nucleotides. RefSeq names its product kinase-like domain-containing protein. The transcript has 3 exons. Bases 1 to 1218 code for a protein of 405 amino acids. The record is from RefSeq and is a predicted model, not a curated record. NCBI's taxonomy places the organism in Eukaryota, Fungi, Ascomycota, Sordariomycetes, Sordariales, Lasiosphaeriaceae.